Molecule: messenger RNA, 1531 nt
Organism: Cannabis sativa
Lineage: Eukaryota; Viridiplantae; Streptophyta; Magnoliopsida; Rosales; Cannabaceae
Product: ATP-dependent Clp protease proteolytic subunit 2, mitochondrial
Exons: 2
Coding region: 254-1018 (254 amino acids)
Biological process (GO): protein quality control for misfolded or incompletely synthesized proteins
Cellular component (GO): endopeptidase Clp complex
Molecular function (GO): serine-type endopeptidase activity; ATPase binding; ATP-dependent peptidase activity
Source: RefSeq, a predicted model, not a curated record
CAGGAACAUAAUUUAAUACAUGUGAAAGUUUGAGAAUAAAAAUCCUAAUUAACCUAAAAAAAAUUAUUACAAAAAAAAUAUAAAUUGACAAUUUAUUUACAUAUUUAUAGAAUAAAUUACUCUCCUAACAAAAAAAAAAAAUAUAAUUUUUGAAUGAUAAACCCUAUAUAGUUAUAGGGGCUAGUUUUGGUUAAAGAUUCAAUUUUUCUUUCUCUCUUCUCUUCGAGUCUUCUUCUUCAUCUUCUUCUUCGUAAUGAGGAGCUUGAUUUCGAGCGCUAAAUUGGUGAGUGGUGCUCGCUCCUUGUGGUCUCCGCCAUGUGGGAGUCGCCGCGGUUACAGUUUGAUUCCAAUGGUUAUUGAGCACUCCUCCCGAGGCGAACGAGCCUACGACAUCUUCUCUCGCCUUCUAAAGGAGCGCAUUAUCUGCAUCAAUGGCCCUAUCACUGAUGACACUUCCCAUGUCGUCGUUGCCCAGCUCCUCUUUCUCGAAUCCGAGAACCCCUCCAAGCCAAUCAAUAUGUAUCUCAACUCUCCCGGUGGCCAUGUUUCUGCAGGUCUUGCAAUAUAUGAUACGAUGCAGUACAUACGGUCACCAAUCAACACCAUUUGUUUAGGUCAAGCUGCAUCGAUGGGUUCUCUUCUUUUAGCUGCCGGUGCCAAGGGUCAGAGACGGUCCCUCCCAAAUGCGACAAUCAUGGUUCAUCAACCUUCUGGUGGGUAUAGUGGGCAGGCAAAAGAUAUGACAAUUCAUACCAAGCAGAUUGUUCGAGUCUGGGAUUCCCUCAACGAGUUAUAUUCAAAACACACGGGCCAGCCAAUUGAUGUAAUUCAAAAGAACAUGGACAGAGAUUACUUUAUGACCCCACAAGAGGCAAAGGAGUUUGGCAUAAUCGAUGAAGUUAUUGAUCAAAGACCAAUUGCUCUUGUAUCUGAUGCUGUUAGCAAUGAAGGUCAAGCUAACAAUGAAGGUCAAGAUAAAGAUAAAGAUAAAGAAGAUAAAGUCCCCAGUAAGGAUUAGAGGGUAAGAUCUCAGUGUGGCACAUCACUUAUUUGAAGUUUUAUAAUUGACACUGCUGGAUUUUCACUCUAUAUUCCUAAGUGAUUUUUAUUUAUUCUAUCUUACUUCACAAGUUUUUAGCUAUAGAUUCAAUUGUUCUUCACUAUUAUUAUUUGAUCUUUGAGUGAGUUCAUUUUCAUGGAACUCAUGUUGCCCUAUAUAGCACCCAUUUCAACUCUCUUCAGGCCAAUUUUCACAGCAAAUUGAAGGUUGUAAUAUGGUUUAUGAACCAUCUUUUACAUCUGUGUAACUGUAUCUUUAGAUUGUAUAUCACCGACGAGCAAUGAAAGAAACUGAAAGGAAUGGGCAAAAUUAGAUUAGAAAUAUGAUCUUUGAUCAAGUAUGAAAAGUAGUACAAUAUGUCUUUUGGUUUUGUUUUUUCAUUUGAGAAAAAGAAUAAGGUUCAUAUGGAUGUGUCACUUGGAAUAGACUCCAAUCUUAGUAUUCUCUCAAUGAAUGUACUUCUUUUGUUAA